Molecule: messenger RNA, 478 nt
Organism: Malurus melanocephalus (red-backed fairy wren)
Lineage: Eukaryota; Metazoa; Chordata; Aves; Passeriformes; Maluridae
Product: nuclear respiratory factor 1-like
Exons: 3
Biological process (GO): regulation of transcription by RNA polymerase II
Cellular component (GO): nucleus
Molecular function (GO): RNA polymerase II cis-regulatory region sequence-specific DNA binding; DNA-binding transcription factor activity, RNA polymerase II-specific
Source: RefSeq, a predicted model, not a curated record
UGAACCCUCUGGUUUUUUGCAGGCCCAGCUGAGAGCCUUCAUCCCCGAAAUGCUGAAAUAUUCCACGGGUCGUGGCAAGCCAGGCUGGGGCAAGGAGAGCUGCAAACCCAUCUGGUGGCCCGAGGACAUCCCAUGGGCCAACGUCCGCAGCGACGUCCGCACCGAGGAGCAGAAACAGAGGGUGUCCUGGACGCAGGCCCUGCGCACCAUUGUCAAGAAUUGCUACAAGCAGCACGGCCGUGAGGAUCUGCUGUACGCUUUUGAGGACCAGCAGGCACCACAGACCACCACCACGCACAGCAUCGCCCACCUGGUGCCAUCACAGACCGUGGUGCAGACCUUCAGCAACCCCGAUGGCACCGUGUCCCUCAUCCAGGUUGGCACCGGUGCCACGGUGGCCACGCUGGCCGACGCCUCCGAGCUGCCCACCACGGUCACCGUGGCACAGGUCAAUUAUUCUGCCGUGGCUGAUGGAGAG